GUGUUGUCUAUGGGAAGAUAUUGGAGGAGCGGAUCCCUCAGAUCUCAGGUGUUGUCUAUAGGAAGAUAUUGGAGGAGCGGAUCACUCAGAUCUCAGGUGUUGUCUAUAGGAAGAUAUUGGAGGAGCGGAUCCCUCAGAUCUCAGGUGUUGUCUAUAGGAAGAUAUUGGAGGAGCGGAUCCCUCAGAUCUCAGGUGUUGUCUAUAGGAAGAUAUUGGAGGAGCGGAUCACUCAGAUCUCAGGUGUUGUCUAUAGGAAGAUAUUGGAGGAGCGGAUCCCUCUGAUCUCAGGUGUUGUCUAUGGGAAGAUAUUGGAGGAGCGGAUCCCUCAGAUCUCCAUUUCAUGGUGCAGACAGUCUACUACUUGGAAGAGAAACCCGGUGACAGCUGUUGAAUUACAGCCGGAUAAGAUAACAUUCCUUAAAGAGUGACGGAAGUGGGAGGUAAGAGCUUUAUAUAGGACCAGCAAAUUCCUCUGCACAGAACAAAGCAAGAAAAGAUCUCCGCUGUCCUGACUGCCUAAGAAAACUUCAGCGGACGCUGAAGAGGAAGCAGAUGACUUCCCCCCUCGACCUGCACAGCUUCCUCCACUUCUCACUGCUGGAGGCUGCGCCGCUGUGAGCCCUGAGAGCGCAGAGCCCUGAGAGCGCAGAGCCCUGAGAGCGCAGAGCCCUGAGGACGCAGAGCCCUGAGGACGCACAGCCCUGGCAUGGACAGGAUGUCUGUCACCGAAAUCUUCAAUGGCAUCCCGCUGCCAGGACACCUUCACACCCCGGAGUCCCUCCAGUACGCCCAGGACUUCCAGUUCAAGGAAGGCGAUAUACUGAUCGUCACCUACCCCAAGUCAGGCACAACAUGGAUGCAAGAGAUCCUGACGCUCAUCUACAGCCAAGGCGAUACAGAGAUUGCUAUGACUGUACCCAACUGGGAGCGGGCCCCUUGGCUGGAACACACCUACUUCAAGGAUACCCUAAAGGAAGGAGAGGGCCCCAGAAUCCUCACCACACAUCUCCCGAGUAAUGUCCUGGCUCCGGCGCUGCAGAACUCCAAAGCUAAAGUGAUCUACCUUGCCAGGAACCCGAAGGAUGUGGCCGUUUCCUUCUACUAUUUCCACAAGAUGGCCAAAUUCCUCCCAGAUUUUAACACCUUCUCUGAGUUCCUAGACCGGUUCCUGGAGGGUAAAGUGCAUUACGGCUCUUGGUUUGAUCAUGUGAAGGGCUGGUACCGGCAAAGAAACAACCUGGACUUCCUCUACAUCACCUAUGAGGACCUAAAGAAGGAUUUGAGAAGAAGUAUAAAGAAGGUGUGCCGGUUUUUGGGGUGCCCCAUGUACUCCAAAGAGGUGGAUAAGGUGGAGCACCAUUGCCGGUUCCCUGAGAUGAGCCAGAACAUGAUGGUGAACUACAUGCUCAUCCCCAACGAGAUCCUCGACCACGAUCAGAGCAAAUUCAUGAGGAAGGGCAUUGUGGGUGACUGGAGACAACACAUGACGCCGGAGCAAAGCGACGCCUUCGACAAGAUCUUCCAGGAGAAAAUGUCCGGCUGCAACCUCCAAUUUCUCUGGAGUUUGGACUAAACAAAAAGACGAGUUCCGGGACUGCGAACGCUGCAAAGAUCUGCGAAUAUUUCUAUGCAGGGGAUCCGGUGUAAACGCAGAAAUAAUGUAAACAAUGACGUUGACGCCCUCGGAUGGCGGAAGGACAACCGCAGUGCGACGAAGGAGACGCCGCCGGAUACUCACAAUGUAUACUGUUUGUAUUUACACGUGAGAUGGGAAGAUUGUAACCAGACACGUCGGGGUGAGAUGGAUGGAAGGGAGCAGUGAAGCAAUGCGAAGCACAGAAGACCCGAACCCAGAACUUCUCUCCGUGUCUCAUUUCCAUCACACGUCCAAAUAGGGGUUCAUUCUUCAUUUUAGGACAGUAAAUUUGCCGCCAUGGCCAGUUUUGCAGACUUCAAGCGCCGAUACAACCUAAUAUGAUGGAGAACCUUUUCUUCCAAACUGCCUAAAGCCGGCUCAGGCUAGAUGGCCACCCCAGUACAGGUGUAUGCAGGGCCGCCAUCAGGAAUUAUGGGGCCCCUCACACAGCUUCAGGCAUGGGCCCCCUGGAGCAGAGAACCGG
This is a messenger RNA of Rana temporaria (common frog), 2120 nucleotides long. RefSeq names its product sulfotransferase 2B1-like. Gene Ontology annotation, cellular component: cytoplasm. The transcript is spliced from 9 exons. Gene Ontology annotation, biological process: sulfation. The record is from RefSeq and is a predicted model, not a curated record. The coding region runs from base 707 to 1573 and encodes 288 amino acids. NCBI's taxonomy places the organism in Eukaryota, Metazoa, Chordata, Amphibia, Anura, Ranidae. Gene Ontology annotation, molecular function: sulfotransferase activity.